AUGACCGUUCACCAGACACCUCCGCCGGUCGAAACCGGACCUGACCAGCGUCCCCACGCGGUGGUGAUCGGUGCCGGAUUCGGCGGACUUGCCGCCGCAGUGCGCAUGACCGCGCGCGGCUAUCGCGUCACCGUGAUCGACAAGCUCGACGAUGUCGGCGGGCGCGGAUAUGUCCACCGGCAGGACGGGUUCACCUUCGAUGCCGGGCCGACCAUCAUCACCGCGCCAUUCGUCUUCGAGGCGCUCUGGACGCUGUUGGGCGAGCGCAUGGCAGACCAUGUCACGCUCAAGCCGCUGGAGCCUUAUUACACGAUCCGCUUCGAUGACGGGCGGACCUUCCGCUGCUGGUCCGACGAAGACAAGAUGCGCGAAGAAAUCGCCGCGUUCGAGCCCGAUGACAUUGACGGCUACGAGGAUUUCCUCGUCGAAAGCGAGAAGUGCUACCGGACCGGCUUUCAGAAGAUGAUCGACCAGCCGUUCCAUUCGCUCGCCGAGAUGGUGCGGCAGAUGCCCGGCCUCGUCGCCCGGCGCGCGGAUCGCUCGGUGCACGCUCUUGUGUCGAAAUAUGUCCGAAACGACCAUCUCCGCCAGUCGCUGAGCUUCCAUCCGCUGUUCAUCGGCGGCAAUCCGAUGCGCACAUCGGGCGUCAUGAGCCUGAUCUCGUUUCUCGAGCGCGAGUAUGGCGUGCACUAUUCCCUGGGCGGCACCGGCGCGCUCGCCAGGGGCAUUGCGGAUCUGGCCGAGCGGCACGGCGCGCGUUUCCGGCUUGGCGUGCAGGUCGAUGAGAUCAUCGUGAAAGAGGGGGCGGCAAAGGGCGUCCGUCUUGCUGGCGGCGAGACCGUCGCCGCCGAUUGCGUCGUCUCCAAUGCCGAUGCCGGCUGGACGUACACGCACCUUUUGCGCAACCACAAGCGGAAACGCUGGACCGACCGCAGGGUGCGGCGCAUGAACUAUUCGAUGAGCCUUCUGGUCUGGUAUUUCGGCACCAGCCGCCGCUACGACGAUAUCGGUCACCACACCAUCCUGAUGGGGCCGCGCUAUGGCGGGCUGCUGACCGACAUCUUCGACAGGAAAGUGCUGGCCGACGACUUCUCGCUUUAUCUUUAUCGGCCGUCGGCAUCCGAUCCCUCGGUGGCGCCGGAAGGCUGUGACGCGUUCUACGCGCUGUCGCCAGUGCCCAAUCUCGAUGGCGACACCGAUUGGCAUGCCACGGCCGAGCCCUAUCGCCAACGCAUACAGGAUCACCUCGAACAGACAAUGAUGCCAGGCCUGUCGGACGCGAUCGUCACGACGAAGCUGACGACGCCGCUGGACUUCCGCGACCGGCUCCUGUCGACCAAGGGCGCCGCCUUCGGCAUGGCGCCGACCAUCUUCCAGCUUGCCUGGUUCCGCCCGCACAACGUCUCCGAGGAAGUGCGCGAUCUCUACAUGGUCGGCGCGGGAACCCAUCCCGGCGCGGGCCUUCCCGGUGUCGUCUCGACCCCGCUUCUGAGCGCGCGCGACCGGCGCCUGUGCCACGAAUCGAUUCGCGCCGGCUCGAAGAGCUUUCACGCCGCCUCGCGUCUUUUGCCGCGCGACGUCCGUCUCGGCGCGCGCGCGCUUUACGCCUUUUGCCGCUCGUCGGACGAUCUGAUCGACGAUGCGGGCAAUGACGGGCGCGCAUCGCAGCGCCUCAAAAGACGGCUUGAGCUGAUCUAUGAAGGCUGUCCGAUCGAUCUGGUCUGCGACCGCGCCUUCGCGGCAGUCGUUCAGACCUAUCACAUCCCCAUCGAGGUGCCGCUGGCCCUGAUUGAAGGUUUCGAAUGGGACGAAGCGGGCCGCGAAUACCGCACCUUCGCCGAUGUGAAAGCCUAUGCGGCCCGCGUCGCCUCGACCGUCGGUGUCAUGAUGACGAUGGCGAUGGGCUGCCGCGACCGCGCCGUUCUGGCACGCGCCGCCGAUCUGGGCCUUGCCAUGCAACUGACCAACAUUGCGCGCGAUGUGGGCGAGGAUGCGCGGCGCGGCCGCAUCUACCUGCCGCUCGACUGGCUGGCUGAGCAAGGCGUCGACCCGCGGGCCCUGAUCGAUGCGCCGAGGUUCACGCCACAACUCGGCCGCGUCGUCGCGCGCCUUCUGGGCGAGGCCGAUGCGUUGUACGACCGGGCGCUGACCGGCGUUGCCGGCCUGCCGCUCGACUGCCGGCCGGCGAUCCGCAGUGCGGCCUUCGUCUAUCGCGAAAUCGGUCGGGAAAUCGGUGCGGCGGAAUACAAUUCCAUCGACACACGCGCCCACACCAGCCGCCGCCGCAAGGGCGAACUGAUCGCCGUCGCCACACUGAUGCCGUUCCCCAUGCGACCGCCCGCGAGCGUCCCAGCCGACCCCUCGGCCGCCUUUCUCGUCGACAUUGCCGCUUCGUCCGAUCCGGUCCCGCCGCGCACCAUCGACGCCAAGCUCGGCCGCAUGCUGGAAAUCAUGGGCGACGCCCGCGACCGGCAGCGGCAGGUCCGCCUCGCCGGUGCGCAGCGGGGGUGA
Messenger RNA from Effrenium voratum, 2511 nucleotides. The record is from the annotation of a GenBank genome assembly. Lineage: Eukaryota; Dinophyceae; Suessiales; Symbiodiniaceae.